AUGACUAGUGAAACUAGGAAACAGCGUUCCAAGUGGGACACGAAAGAAGGAUCUCAUGAAGUAGUUGAGAUCAGUGAAGAUGAGUCUCCUGAUAAGACAGUUGUUCACCGUAAAGGUGGCGAUUUACACACAAAACCUGACACAUCCAUGCACCACGGAGGUGCUGGACAUGAGAAGGAACAGGCUGAUGGGUUCAAUAAAGAUAUGAAGGAAAUACAACCUAAGGCAUCCUCUGAAAGAUCACAGCCUCUUAGAAUGGCUGAUGAGCGUGAUAAUAAUGAGUGGAGCAAGGCAGCUGGUAACCAAGGCAUGAACAGAUAUGCAGAUGACAGAAGACGUGGUGAUGGAUGGGGUACAGCUCCUAGUCAUGGUUAUUCUUCUACUAGGGCACCUUCUGAUCCAGAUGCAUGGAGGCAGCGCAGCCGAAGUCCAUCUCCAAGAGGGGUUUGGAACAGAUCACGCAGGAACAGGAGUCGUUCCAGAAGCAGAAGCAGAAGCAGAAACAGAAGUAGGAGCAGAAGCAGGAGUAUAGGGCGAGGCAGAGGCAGGAGCAGAAGUCCAUAUUUUGCUGACCGUGGAUCUGAGUGGAGGGUUGAGAGAGGCAGAACAUCUGGAGGACCUGUUCGGCCCUGUAGGGAUUUUGUGUCUGGUAGGUGCAGAAGAGGCUCAAAUUGCAGGUUCCUUCAUGAAGAUGGUGGGCACAGGCCAUUUGAAGGUCAUUAUCCUGCCGACCCAAGGGCUGGGUAUCAGAGCAAGGAGUUUAUGGAUACAAGAGAACCAAAUGACUAUCUGCGGAGUAGGCAAUCUCGAGAUCGUUAUGAUGAUGGGCCUUGGGAAAGAUCUGAACCUCGAAGGGAUUAUCGGUAUCCUGCACCAUGCAUUAAUUUUGCCAAAGGGAAAUGCAUCAGAGGUGCUAGUUGCCUAUUUGCGCAUGGUGAUUCUGCUUCUCAUGGUAGAUGGAGAGAUGAGGCUAGGGAAAGUGCCCAUGAUAGAGUUGGCCCUGAUUCAUCCUAUGGGAAUAGGACUGAGCACCGUAGGGUAAAUAAAAACCCUUGUAAGUUUUUUGCUGAAGGUCGUUGUCGCCGUGGUGAAAAUUGUCCAUAUCUCCAUGAGGAAGCUCCCCAGAGUCAGAUAGGAGUGAGUGCACCUGAUGAGGCUUUGAAUUACAGUGAUGGGCAUGCAGCAAGAGGAAACUAUUCAAACUGGGGUGAACAAAAUAAUGCUGUGCGUGCAACCUCUCAGAUUUUAUCCAGGGAUGACAGGGAAAAUCCUAUUUCUCAGAGUAUUGGCAGAAAUGAUUCUCGCAAUGAUUAUGAAAACCGGCAUUCAAAAGAUGCUGGAAAGAACCAGUACCAAAUUAUUCCUCAGGAAGAUUUUGGUUCACAAGGGCAAAAGAAACAUGAAGUUGCUAUUUCACAACAGCCACAGUUAUUGACUCCUGUCCAGACUACUGUGCAUAGCAUGCAUAAUGAGAAGGCAUCUGAAAUGGGCAGUCAGAAUGCUCCUUCAAGCAUUGGAGAUUUGAGCAUGCAAUCAGGGGUGCAUAGUGCUAAUAUUAUAGCAGAGCAAAACCUGGGUCAAAUACUUCAGAGGCAUGAUGCAAUUCCUCAUAUUCCUGGGCAACCAACUCUUCCGGUCACCACACAAUUGCAGAAUGUUACAUCUUCAUUCCCUUCAAAUAGCCACGUGCAACAAAAUAACUUUCCUGUUCAUCAAAACAGGCAAGAGCAGUUUGUAGUUCCACAGGCAUCUGCAAAUAACUCAACUCCCAGCAUGCAGGGCCAGCCAGUUGCUUCUCAUAUGGGGCACGGCCAACAUGGCGGCUAUGGUCUAGAGCCACAGGCGUUGCCAAAUCUCUCCGCACAUAAUGGGCAUAAUUUCAAUGUUGCCAGCCAAGUUCCACCAAAUAUUCCAACAGCUGUGCAUGCUGGGCAGACUCAGGCGACAAUUGACAUGCCAAGGUUGGGUCAAGACAGUGGUCCUCAAAGCAUACACAACGUGGAGAUCCAGCCAAUGUCUCCACAUGUGCAAAGUCAAUCCUUGCAGGGGUUACCCGUUGUGCCAACUUCCAGUUCACCUGAUAUGACUGGAGUUCCUGUUUCUCACAAUGCUGUGAAAAGCGAAGAAGUUAGCCGAGUUACUGCAUCCUUGGCACAAUACUUUGGAAAUACCACUUUUGGUGCUGGCACCGUUGGAUUACAAUCAUCGCAGCCUAAUAUGAAUGCAAGCCUGAUGGCCACUUCAUCUGCUGUACCACCAGCUGUACAACCCAAUCAGUGGCACUGGGCGCAGCAACAAACAGGCAUAGUCCAACCUGGUCUCCCCGUUCCACCUCAACAGCAGCAGCAGCAGGCUCCCCAGAGCUUCCAGACACCAAUCGCCGUAGGUAGCAGUAAUGGCAACUCUAUGCUGUUACCUAAUGCAGGUGCACCGGUUGGUCCCGCUGCGGCUGCUUUGGUGGUGAAGGAAACCGUGCCUCCAGAAAGCAAGAAAGGAGAGAAGAAAAAUAGUGACGCAGAGGCACAUGAAGAUGGUGAUAAUAAUAAUAAGAGCAAGGACUCUAAGCAACUGAAGAUGUUCAAGGUUGCACUUGCAGACUUUGUGAAGGAAGCCCUGAAGCCAACGUGGAAAGAUGGCCAGAUGAGCAGGGAGGUCCAUAAAACCAUCGUGAAGAAGGUUGUCGACAAAGUUACAAGCACUGUAGAAAAUACCCCUCCGACCAAAGAGAAGAUUGACAUCUACAUGACCUACUCCAAGGAGAAACUAAAUAAACUUGUGCAGGCUUAUGUUGGCAAGUAUGCCAAGUCGUAA
This is a messenger RNA of Miscanthus lutarioriparius, 2811 nucleotides long. The record is from the annotation of a GenBank genome assembly. Lineage: Eukaryota; Viridiplantae; Streptophyta; Magnoliopsida; Poales; Poaceae.